ACGUAAGAAUAUAUGUAUGGACGGAGCGUAAUGUAGGAUUUAGGACGAGGGGACCCAAGCGAGCGCGGUGAGGGGAAAUUGGGUGGCGGCCAUAUGUGAUGACUAGCAGAGAUCGCACGGUCGCAUAGGGAGGGGAUGACGCACACAAGCGAGCGACCGUGUCCGUGUGCGCACAGACACGGUCGCUCGGACAGCACUGCCUCGUGGUAGUGUCGCCGCCAUAUGUGAUGACUACUUUUCCCCUCACUGCUCUGGCUCGGCCCCCGCUAACUUACACUCCGUCCAUAUAUUCUUACGUCCAUGGCGCAACCGAAUUCGCCAGUAGUUUUCGACUUCAACUCACUCUCCCUAUGUUAUCCCUAUGUAGGUGGAAUAUAUUUGGUUGGCUUCCUGCGAGGUUCGUAAACGUUUGAAUCCGAGGCGUUGAUCGGAACGUUGUUGAUGUCAAAGCUGACCCGCUUCUAUUCCAACGUGACGUUUUGCUACUGAUUCAACAUGUACAUCAAGUCAAUGGUACUGGAAGGAUUCAAGUCGUAUGGCAAGCGAAUCGAGAUAAACGGUUUCGAUAAGGAAUUCAACGCGAUCACGGGAUUUAACGGUAGUGGAAAGUCCAACAUUUUGGACGCGAUAUGUUUCGUUUUGGGCAUCACGAAUCUCGGCCAGGUACGCGCCACUUCCCUGCAAGAUUUGGUUUACAAGUCAGGUCAGGCGGGGAUAAAGAAGGCUAGCGUUACGAUAACUUUCGACAAUCGUGACCGAGAGUCAUCCCCUAUGGGUUACGAACAACACGAAGAAAUUGUGAUUACAAGACAAGUUGUCAUCGGCGAUAAAAAUAAAUACAUGAUCAAUGGGACGAAUGUACCAAACAAACGAGUACAGGAUCUGUUCUGUUCUGUUCAGUUGAACGUGAACAAUCCGCACUUCUUGAUUAUGCAAGGCAGAAUAACGAAGGUAUUGAAUAUGAAGCCGGCGGAGAUUCUAUCCAUGCUCGAGGAAGCGGCGGGGACAAAAAUGUACGAGAAGAAGAAGCAAUCGGCGCUGAUCACCAUAGAUAAAAAAGAUAGUAAAUUAAAAGAGAUAAAUAACAUCUUGAAAGAAGAGAUAGGUCCAAGGUUGAACAAGUUGAAGGAGGAAAGAACAAGAUAUGUAGAAUUUCAAGGGAUAGAGAGAGAACUUGAGCACAGCAGACGAAUUUAUCUCGCCUGGAAGUAUGUUACUGCUUUAACUAAUAGUCAGAAGACGGAGGAGAGUGUCACGAUUGUACAAAAUAAGAUAGAUUCAAAAUUGGAGAGCAUAGCUGCUGGUGAAGAAGAAAUUAAGAACAUAGAAACAAAGUAUGCUAAACUACUGAAGGAAAAAGAAAUGGAAAAAGGUAACGUGUUGGAAUCCUUAGAGCAAGAGCUGCAAGAAAAUGAGAAAAAGCAAUCUAAAUUAUCGGCUGAAGUCAACAGUAAUAAGGAAAACGUUAAAGCUGUAAAAAAGAAAAUGGAGCAAAUAAAGAUUAAUAUAACAGAUGAUAAAAAUGCGCUUGUCCUAAAGGAGAAGGAAUUGGAGAAAGUUGGAGGACUUUUCCAGAAUUUGAAAGAAAUGUAUCAGAAAGAUAAUGAGGCAGUAUUGGAGGCACAAGAGAAAUACCAGAAGAUCACCGAUGGCCUCCUGGAAAGUGAAGACGGUACGAAUGCAACAUUGGAACAACAACUGAUAACUGCCAAGCAAAACGUUGCGCAGGCGCAAACCGAGCUUAAGCAAUGCGAGAUGACACUGACUCAUAAUAGGCAACAGUUGAAUAAAAAACAGAAAGACAUGAAUAACACUGGGAAUGAAUAUAAGAAAUAUAACAUGGACUUGGAAAAGAAGGAAAAGGAGUUGAAGAAUUUGGAGAAUGAGAUGCAAAAGUUGAAUUACAAGGAUGGUCAUUUGGAAGAUUUGAAAAACCAAAGAAGUAGUUUGUUGGCAGAAAUGAAGCCAUUGCGUGAGAAACUAGAUCAAUUUGAGUCGAGGUAUCCUCGCACGGGAUUCCAUUAUCAGAAACCGGAACCUAAUUUUAAUGCAAAAUCCGUGAAAGGUAUCGUAUGCAAUUUGAUUAAUGUGAAGGACAAGAAAGCUGCAUACGCUUUGGAAGUUUGCGCAGGCGGAAAGCUUUACAAUGUGGUAGUUGAUACUGAUUCUACAAGCAAAAAACUUCUCCAACAUGGGCAAUUACAGCAACGAGUUACGAUUAUCCCACUCAAUCGAGUGGCUGGUAGACCUAUCGAUCAGCAAACAAUCAGUUUGGCAGAAAGAUUGGUUGGGAAAGAGAACGUUCAACCCGCCUUAUCUCUCGUAGAUUUUCCAAAUGAGAUUACGUCGGCGAUGACCUGGAUAUUUGGCCAAAUAUUUAUAUGCAAGGAUAUGGACACUGCCAAGAAAAUAGCUUUCCAUGAAAAGAUUAUGAAGAAGUGCGUUACUUUAGAAGGCGAUCUUUAUGACCCAGUUGGUACGCUAUCCGGCGGUGCCGCAGCAAAAUCUGGAUCAAUUUUAUUAAAACUGGAAGAAUUGAAAGAAACCCGGGAUGAACUGAAUCACAAGGAACAGCUCUUAAAAAACAUAGAGACUGCUUUGUCAAAUAUUGCACAGACAGCGGAGAAAUAUGCGUCGUUGAAACAGAAAUAUGAUCUAUUAACUCACGAAAUUAAUAUGAUACGACAGAAUCUGCAACAAACAAGUUACCAUAAAAUCAAGGAAGAGAUGGAUCUUUUAAAUGUAGCUAUUGAAGAUCUUACACAACGGAUGGCUGCAGCAAAGAAUUUAGAAAAGGAUAGUGCCAAACGUGCAAAUGACAUAGAAAUUCAGUUAAAGGAUGCAGUGAACAUUCGUGAAAAACAGUUAAAAGACGCCGAGAACCAACUGACUAUCUCGAAGAAAAAAGCAGAACAAAGUCGCAAAGAGUGGCAAAAGAGAGAACAAGGAUCAGAGACGCUCGAAUUGGAAAUAAAGGAAUUGAAGAAAAGCAUUGAACUUGGUAAUGAACAAUUGCUUCAGGCAAGCGAGGAAAACAAUACGUUAGAAGAAAAGGGAGAAACUCUUCGGCAACAAUUGGAAGAAACCAAAAAUAAAGUUACAGAAUUGCAAAAUAAUGUUAAGAAGCAAAAAGAUGCAAUUAAUCAGCAAAACAAAGAUAUGCAGAAGUUGAUAACGAAAAAGGAAAAUAUUAUCAAACAAAAUACCGAGCUGGAAUUGGAUAUUAAAAAAUUAAACCACGAAAUUAAUGAUAUAAAAAAAAGUGCGACGGAAUGCAAGCAAAAAGUUUUGGAACUCACAAAGAGAUAUGAAUGGAUUAAUCAAGAGAAAUCUUACUUUGGACAAAAAGGUGGUAUAUAUGAUUUUGAAGUUAACAAACCAGAGGAGAUGGAACAAAAAGUACAUUAUUUAGAAGGAAUGCGUGAAAAAUUAAGCCGUAAUAUAAAUACACGAGCAAUCAAUCUUCUUGACAAGGAAGAAGAGCAAUAUAACGACACGGUAAAAAAGAAAAGAAUAGUCGAGAAUGACAAGAAUAAAAUUCUCGAGACGAUUAAGCACUUGGAUGAAAAGAAAAAAGAAACCUUACUUAAAGCUUGGAAACAGGUGAACAAGGACUUUGGCUCCAUAUUUAGCACUUUAUUACCGGGAGCUGAUGCCAAGCUACAACCGCCGGAGAAGGAAACGAUAACAGACGGUUUAGAAAUAAAAGUUGGAUUCUCAGGUAUCUGGAAAGAAUCGUUAGGAGAAUUGUCUGGUGGUCAAAGAUCCCUAGUUGCUUUGUCAUUAGUGUUAGCUAUGCUUCUUUAUAAACCCGCCCCGAUUUAUAUCCUGGAUGAGGUAGAUGCCGCCUUGGAUCUUUCACACACAGAAAAUAUAGGUACAAUGUUAAAAAGACACUUUAAACAUUCACAGUUUAUUGUUGUGUCGUUAAAAAAUGGUAUGUUCAAUAAUGCUAAUGUUUUAUUUACAACUCGAUUUAUUGAUGGUAUGUCGGCAAUAAGUAGAAGUGAAAAAGCGAGAUCCAAAUAAUUGUAUAACAAGUUUUAUGCUA
This is a messenger RNA of Vollenhovia emeryi, 4051 nucleotides long. It is a transcript of the gene SMC2, whose product is annotated as structural maintenance of chromosomes protein 2. Lineage: Eukaryota; Metazoa; Arthropoda; Insecta; Hymenoptera; Formicidae. The coding region runs from base 496 to 4029 and encodes 1177 amino acids. Gene Ontology annotation, biological process: chromosome organization. The transcript has 8 exons. Gene Ontology annotation, molecular function: protein binding; ATP hydrolysis activity; ATP binding. Gene Ontology annotation, cellular component: chromosome. The record is from RefSeq and is a predicted model, not a curated record.